Pyricularia grisea is the source of this 1095-nucleotide messenger RNA. RefSeq lists its product as uncharacterized. The record is from RefSeq and is a predicted model, not a curated record. The transcript is spliced from 4 exons. Gene Ontology annotation, molecular function: proton transmembrane transporter activity. The coding region runs from base 84 to 824 and encodes 246 amino acids. Gene Ontology annotation, biological process: proton motive force-driven ATP synthesis. NCBI's taxonomy places the organism in Eukaryota, Fungi, Ascomycota, Sordariomycetes, Magnaporthales, Pyriculariaceae.
AUCAAUCCAACUGCUCCGUCUAACCGAAGCUCGCAAAGCACGUCAAGGUAGUCCACUUGAACAAACAUCUCCCCUCAACCACAAUGGCGUCCCGCUUGGCCAGAACUGCUCUCGGGGCUGCCCGCACCCGGCCCUCAACCGCCUUUGCCCAGCGCACCGCACUCCCGGCCCUGACUUCGCUCACGACCGCCCGCGCCUCGUCCAACGUGCCGACCCAGGACCCCAAGACCAAGGCUCAGUCGCUCAUUGACUCGCUGCCCGGCAACUCGCUGGUCUCCAAGACGGCCAUCCUGUCGUCGGCCGCCGGUCUUUCCAUCUUUGCAAUCUCCAACGAAUUCUACGUCGUCAAUGAGGAGACCGUCGUCGCCUUCUGCCUCCUCAGCGUCUGGGGUGCGCUCAUCAAGUUCGGUGGCCCCAUGUACAGCCAGUGGGCCGAGGGCCAGUCCAACAAGAUCAAGGACAUCCUGAACGCCGCCCGUGCGGACCACACCCAGGCUGUCAAGAACCGCAUCGAGAACGUCCAGCAGAUGUCUGGUGUUAUCGACAUUACCAAGUCGCUGUUUGCCGUCUCCAAGGAGACCGCCAAGCUCGAGGCCGAGGCUUUCGAGCUCGAGCAGAAGACCGCUCUGGCUGCUGAGGCCAAGACCGUUCUGGACUCAUGGGUCCGCUACGAGAGCCAGAUCAAGCAGCGCCAGCAGAAGGAGCUUGCCGAGAACAUCAUCGCCAAGGUCCAGAAGGAGCUGGAGAACCCCAAGGUCCUCCAGCAGAUCCUCCAGCAGAGCAUUGCUGACGUUGAGAAGAUUGUCUCGUCCAAGGCGCAAUAGACAGACCGCGAAACGAUAGAAGCCAGCAUUUUGUUCCCUUUGUAAUCGCCCGUGUCGAUAAAACCUUGUGCUAUAGUCAAUCAAAUUCUUCGUCUUACUCUGGAGUCCAUCCGGCAUGCACGACCUGUUAUUAGGGAAGAUCUUGCAGUUAAUUUCACGCUUCAUUAAUUACCCCGGAUCGGCGUAGUUUCAACUGUCCUAGCCGGAGAUGACAUGUAGAGACCACUCGGUACAGAUUACACCUAGCUAGCUAACCACAACAGAUUUCCGG